CUUUCUUGCAUCUGGAAACUGUCAGAGUUUUCGCCGGAGUCCGUAGAGAGAGAGGGAAAGUGAUCGUGUACUUCGACCGUUGGUGGCAGAGAUGUUCCUCCGUGCGAUCGGACGGCCAUUGUUGGCGAAAGUGAAGCAGACGACCGGGAUCGUUGGUCUGGACGUGGUCCCCAACGCCAGGGAGGUGUUGAUCGAUCUGUACUCCAAAACCCUAAAGGAGAUUACGGCGGUGCCGGAGGACGAAGGCUACAGGAAAGCUGUUGAAAGUUUCACUCGCCACCGUCUCAAGGUUUGUCAGGAAGAGAAAGAUUGGGAGGUGAUCGAGAAGCGGCUCGGUUGUGGCCAGGUCGAGGAGCUCAUCGAGGAAGCUCGCGAUGAGCUCACUCUCAUCGGAAAAAUGAUAGAGUGGGAUCCUUGGGGUGUUCCUGAUGACUACGAGUGUGAAGUCAUUGAGAAUGAUGCACCCAUUCCCAAGCAUGUUCCACAGCAUCGGCCCGGACCCCUUCCCGAGGAGUUCUACAGGACCCUUGAAGCUGUAACUUCUCAAAAGGAGAUUCCAGCUUCUAGCUCCGAGUCACAGUUGAAGGAGUAGCUUUCCGGCUCUGCAUUGUAUGUGCUGGAAAAAAAUCUCGGUUUCUUCUCUUGUUAUUGUUUGUUUUCCUCUAGCUUGAUCUAGAGUUGUUCCCAGUAUGACGUUAAAAGGCAAAUAAUCUAAUCUACGAGUUGAAAAAUGGCACAUACGGUAUUUCAAAUCUUAUCUUUGUUACUCAUC
Tarenaya hassleriana is the source of this 772-nucleotide messenger RNA. RefSeq names its product probable NADH dehydrogenase [ubiquinone] 1 alpha subcomplex subunit 5, mitochondrial. NCBI's taxonomy places the organism in Eukaryota, Viridiplantae, Streptophyta, Magnoliopsida, Brassicales, Cleomaceae. Gene Ontology annotation, biological process: respiratory electron transport chain. The record is from RefSeq and is a predicted model, not a curated record. The transcript has 2 exons. The coding region runs from base 92 to 592 and encodes 166 amino acids.